Microthlaspi erraticum is the source of this 1827-nucleotide messenger RNA. Lineage: Eukaryota; Viridiplantae; Streptophyta; Magnoliopsida; Brassicales; Brassicaceae. The record is from the annotation of a GenBank genome assembly.
AUGGGGACCUAUCUAGGAAUCCCAGAAGACAUUAGUGGAUCAAAAUGUAAACUCUUUGCGUAUAUCAAGGAGCGCCUCCAAAACAGAGUAAAUGGAUGGAGAUCAAAAUGGCUUUCUAAAGGAGGGAAGGAGAUUUUGAUAAAAUCAGUAGCACUGGCACUUCCAACCUACGUCAUGUCCAGCUUUCUACUCCCGUUGGAGGUAUGCGAUCAGCUCACAAGUGCGAUAGCAAGAUUCUGGUGGAGCUCUGACGCAGAAAGAAGAGGAAUUCAUUGGGCAACUUGGGAUAAAAUGUGCAUAUCAAAAGAGGAGGGUGGAACAGGUUUCAGAGACAUCCAUGACUUUAAUCUAGCCCUGUUAGCAAAGCAAUUAUGGAGACUCUUACGGUUUCCGGACUCCUUGUUGGCAAGAGUCUUGCGAGGAAAAUACUUCCCUUACAGCACACCACUUAGAGCUGGCCACACUGACUCUCCGUCGUACGGAUGGAGAAGUAUUCUAGCGGCUAGACCAUUGCUAACAAUGGGAAUCCUGCAGAAAGUUCACUCUGGACUCAAUACUAGAGCUUGGGAGGAUCCUUGGAUCCCAACUAUCCCAGCUAGACAUGCAAAUCCAAGGAUCCCAGUUGUCCAUCCUAGAAUGACCGUUAGCGACUUCAUAAACAGAGAGAUAAAGGCAUGGAAUGUAGAGAUGUUAGAAGAAUAUAUGGAGCCAGAGGACAUUCCCCUGAUACGAAGUAUAGCCAUCAACAAGACUUUCCACAUGGAUAGCUUUAGUUGGGGCUAUACUAAGAGCGGUCUCUAUACAGUAAAAUCAGGGUAUUGGGUGGCAAAAAAUUUACUCAAUCCAGCAGAAGAAACAUGUUCGGAACCAAGUAUCCGACCUUUACAAGUUCAAGCUUGGAAGAGCAAGGCCCCUUACAAGAUUAAGCACCUCUUAUGGCAAAUCAUUUCAGGUUACUUAGCGGUUACUAAAAACCUCAAUCACAGAGGGAUGAGAUGUGAUAAUCACUGCCCUCGCUGCGGAGCUCCUGAAGAAACGAUUAACCACGCCAUAUUUGAAUGUCCACCAGCUCUUCAAACGUGGGCCCUUGCCCCCAUUCUUACGCCACCAAGCUUAUUUCCCUCGUCUGGGAUAUACACGAACAUGGACUAUCUAUUCUGGAGAAGACCUAACAUGGAUAAUGCUGAGGAUGAUUGUGAUCCCUUUCCAUGGAUCAUAUGGUUCAUAUGGAAAGCCCGCAAUGAGAAACUCUUCCGUGGAAUCAACAGAGACCCAUUAGGGACUGUUCGCCAUGCAGUAGCUGAAUGUCGAGCUUGGCACCAAGCCAAUUCUAAAGCUCCACUUCUUUCAACGACGGGAACCCAAGCCAUACGCUUGAGAGAUGUAUGUAUUGUCGAUGGCUCUUGGCACCGAGAACAAGCCCACAGCGGAGCUGGAUGGAUUUGGAUAGAUCCAGAUGGAACUCAACGCUUACUAGGCAUCCAUAACCAACCACGACGCAUCUCCCCUCUUCAUGCAGAAUUAGAAGCAUUAAUGUGGGCUAUGGAAUGUGCAGCGCAGUAUACCAACGUUCAAGCCUUUGCAACUGACUGCCAAGACGUCUUAAAGAUGAUCGAGAAACCAGAGGACUGGCCAAAGUUCUCAACGGAGUUGCAGGAGUUCAGUAGUCUACGAAAACUUUUCUCCUCCUUCUCUAUUUCGUAUCUCCCUCGUGCUUCAACUAGUAAAGCUGAUCAUCUGGCUAAGCUUGCUAGGUUGUACCCUAGGUCCUUAUCUUUUGUUGGUUAUUCUGUUCCGGGGUGGGUAACCACACCAACUCGAGUUUGA